Macrosiphum euphorbiae (potato aphid) is the source of this 483-nucleotide messenger RNA. The record is from the annotation of a GenBank genome assembly. Lineage: Eukaryota; Metazoa; Arthropoda; Insecta; Hemiptera; Aphididae.
AUGUAUCGACGACACGAGUCGCUCAUCAGUCAGGUGACCAAAACAGCAGAUGACGUGCCUGUGAUCGUGACUAGAUUGGCGAGCACGGAAAAGAACGACAUUGAUUACUAUCCUUUUUCACAAGUACUGCGAAUACGUGUCCUACAGAUCGUCUGUGGCAUACUUGCAGUCGUCAUGGGCAGCGUGGCUUGCAUAGAAGAGAAAGGUUCAUUUGGCAACCUCGGGCUGGGGAUACCGACCGGACUCAGUACCGUACUCGCUGCAGCAUCCAGUAUCCACACCAGCCGUUUGUUCAGCGGCUACAGGGACACGCUGAUGUCGUCUUCCGGCCAUCCUAGGGUCUCCGUGCUCCGCCUGUUGGGGCCCACCACUCAGUCGGCAAUCGCCGUCGGCACUUUCUGGCUGCUGGCCCUGGCGCUCAACGCCGUCCUGUUCACGCGGGCCGGCCGUACGCUGUUCAACUACGACGGUUCGGCCAGGUAA